This is a messenger RNA of Suillus subaureus, 1478 nucleotides long. RefSeq names its product Ribokinase-like protein. Bases 474 to 1478 code for a protein of 334 amino acids. Gene Ontology annotation, molecular function: adenosine kinase activity. Gene Ontology annotation, cellular component: nucleus; cytosol. Lineage: Eukaryota; Fungi; Basidiomycota; Agaricomycetes; Boletales; Suillaceae. The transcript is spliced from 6 exons. Gene Ontology annotation, biological process: purine ribonucleoside salvage. The record is from RefSeq and is a predicted model, not a curated record.
CGACACCUGUUGUGUUACCUGUACUGCCCCAUCUACCUCAUGUCUUGUCGUUAUUGCCGUAAUUUUACGAUUACUGACAUAUACCCGACAUAGCUCAUCACCCAUUCCUCUGAUGAAGUUCCAAUACCACCUAGUCAGUGUCUUUGCACAGGCGCUCCUCCCGCGCAAUGUUAAGUCAGUUUGAGUAACAUAAGUGGCAUACUCGGCUUUCAGUUCCAUGAUGUUGUGUUGAAGAUGAUUGUGUAUUAUUGGCGAUCAUUGAUCAAUCACCUCGUGCUAGAUCCUAUAGAUAGACUACGAUCUGUAUGCCUAGAACCAUUAGCAAUCGUCAAUAAAAUUUUACGCUCGGUACAGCAGCUGACGUUGGCAUGGAAAUUUAUCUGUAUCAUCACACGGGCGUCGACUAGAUAUCGCCGAUCUUUUGGCUUCUUGUUCUCACUAAAGUUCACAUCAUCUGUUAAUCUCAUACCACCAUGGCCUCUCAGACGUACCAACUCUUUUGCAUUGGUAACCCCCUCCUCGACGUACAGGUUACCAACGGUGAGGAGCUGCUCAAGAAGUACGAUCUGAAGGCCAACGAUGCCAUCCUUGCGGAGGAGAAGCACAUGUCAAUCUACGAUGAGAUCGUGAAGAACUACAAGGUCACAUACGUUGCUGGCGGUGCUUCUCAAAACGCUGCCCGGGGAGCUGCAUAUGUCCUUCCCCCCAAUUCAGUGGUCUACACUGGCUGCGUGGGAGAUGACAACCUGGCGGAGCAACUGCGGGCGGCAAACAAGCGUGAGGGCCUGCGAGAGGUCUACCUCGUCAAGCCAGGCCAAAGGACGGGUGCAUGUGCCGUCGUCCUCACAGGGCACCAUCGCUCCCUGGUCACGACCCUCCAGGCAGCUGAGAUGUUCGAGCAAUCACAUCUCUCUUCCCCUACCGUUGCUCCCUUGGUGGACGCCGCAAAUGUCUUUUACGUAGAAGGCUUUUUCCUGACGCACGGCGCGUCCAUUGUGCUCGAGCUCAGCAAAAAGGCAUCCGCCGCUUCCAAGACAUUCGCUCUAAACUUCUCGGCGCCUUUCAUCCCGCAGUUCUUCGGCACCCAGCUGCAGUCCAUUCUCCCCUACUGCGACAUCAUCAUCGGCAACGAGACCGAGGCUGAGGCAUACGCAGCUGCAAACGGUCUGCCAGACACCAAGGACCUUGCUGCGAUUGCCAAGGCUGUUGCAAUUUCCCCUAAAUCGAACAAAUCUCGUCCGCGUGUUGUGGUCUUCACGCACGGCGCUGACCCUAAGAUCUUCAGUGUCAGCCCCAUCGACGACAAGUUCAUCGUCGACACUAACGGUGCUGGCGAUGCGUUCGCGGGUGGUUUCCUCGGCGCAUACGUCGCUGGUAAGAGCUUCGAUGAGUGUGUCGAGGUUGGACACAAGAUGGGUGCUAUGUGUGUUCAGCUUGUUGGUCCCCAGUUCCCGUGGCCCAAGGUCUCCGUUCUUUAA